AUGAAACGCGGUGUGCAGAGUGUCGCCAGGACGAUUAAUCUGGCGCAACCGAAGACCUGUGCUCGCCCGAUUAAGCUCGAGAAACUAGUGAAUGAGGAGCAAUUAAAUAGUUGUGUCAAGGGUGGUGCAUACGCUUACAACUCACCCCGGCCUGUCACUGUGAGGGUCUGCUCCAGAAGGGUUUACGAGACUACAUGUGCUACGAAAAUGUCAGACUGUCCGUCAGCCUUGCCCGCCCACCCCCGUCCCUCGAACCUCGUCGCCGGUCUGAAGUUACUGAUGAAGGGGUCGAUAGUCGCGGGCCUCAUCUACUGGACGUCCGCCGAGGGGAUAUGGGGCGACUCCCGUCAGACCGAGAAUCUCUACUACCGAGUGAUGGCUACCGUGGCUCCUGUACUCCCAGACGUCCCCGGGAUCGAGCAACUGCCUCGCAUUGAUAAAAUGACCCAUAACGUUUACGAGGGGUACAACCGUGCUGUCGUGACUCUCAUGCAUGUUUUAAUUACUGUACCCACGGUAAUGUCACAAAAAAUACGAGAUAUUGUGUGUCCGGCGGACGGGGAGAUUGAGGAUGACGAUGCAACGAAAUAA
Messenger RNA from Diachasma alloeum, 591 nucleotides. RefSeq lists its product as uncharacterized. The record is from RefSeq and is a predicted model, not a curated record. The coding region runs from base 1 to 591 and encodes 196 amino acids. Gene Ontology annotation, biological process: cristae formation. The transcript has 3 exons. Lineage: Eukaryota; Metazoa; Arthropoda; Insecta; Hymenoptera; Braconidae. Gene Ontology annotation, cellular component: mitochondrial crista junction; MICOS complex.